Haplochromis burtoni (Burton's mouthbrooder) is the source of this 3913-nucleotide messenger RNA. It is a transcript of the gene chst7, whose product is annotated as carbohydrate (N-acetylglucosamine 6-O) sulfotransferase 7. Gene Ontology annotation, biological process: carbohydrate metabolic process; N-acetylglucosamine metabolic process. Gene Ontology annotation, cellular component: Golgi membrane. Lineage: Eukaryota; Metazoa; Chordata; Actinopteri; Cichliformes; Cichlidae. The coding region runs from base 110 to 1360 and encodes 416 amino acids. The transcript has 2 exons. The record is from RefSeq and is a predicted model, not a curated record. Gene Ontology annotation, molecular function: N-acetylglucosamine 6-O-sulfotransferase activity; chondroitin 6-sulfotransferase activity.
CGGUGGACGACAGUAGUCCCGGCGUGAGACAGCGGUGCUGGUGUUUCUACUCAGACGAAGCGGCAGGGGGCGUGGCUAACACUCCGUACAGCAGCGACCCUGCGCGGAGAUGAAGAGGAGGCUAAACAAGAAGUACCUGCUGCUGAUCCUGGCCUACACCGGACUGCUGCUGUUUCUGCCCUACGUGCUUGACUCUCGGGACCGGGCGACCCGGCCGGCGGCGCAGCUCCAGCCCCGCUGCCCGGAGUUGGAAUUGCCGUGGGAGGACGCUGGGGGUCCCAACGGCAGCGAGCCGGCGACCGAGCCCGCCUCUAACCGCAGCCAGCCACGGAUCCAUGUCUACCUGCACGCCACCUGGAGGACCGGCUCCUCCUUCUUGGGCGAGCUGUUCAACCAGCACCCGGACGUGUUCUACCUGUAUGAGCCCAUGUGGCAUAUCUGGCAGGCGCUGUACCCUGGGGACGCGCAGAGCCUGCAGGGUGCCGUGCGCGACAUGAUGAGUGCACUCUUCCGCUGUGACUUCUCGGUGCUGCGGCUGUACGCGGGCGGGCAGAACGUGAGCAGCGCUUUCAUCUUCGGCUGGAAGACCAACAAGGUGCUUUGCUCCGAACCGCUGUGCCGCGCGCACCGGCGCCACGAGGUGGGAUUGGUGAAGGAGGAGCUGUGCGCGCAGUGUCCGCGAAGGGAGCUGCGCGAGCUGGAGCGCGAGUGCCGGAAGUACCCGGUGAUGGUGAUCAAAGGUGUGCGUGUGCUGGACCUGGGCACGCUCGUGCCGCUGAUGCGGGACCCCAGUGUGAACCUGCGCGUCGUGCAGCUGUUCCGGGACCCGCGCGCCGUGCACAACUCGCGUCUGAAGUCGAAGCACGCUCUGGUGAAGGAGAGCAUCCAGGUGCUGCGCAGCCGCAGACAGAGCGACAGGUACAAGCGGUUGCUUGCGCCCGCGAACCGUGCGACGCGCGCGGAGAGCUACGUGUCGGGCGCCCUGGAGCUCAUCUGUGACGGCUGGUUGCGCGACCUGCUGCUGCAGCUGCGCGCACCGCCCUGGCUGCGCAGCCGCUACCUGCGCCUGCGUUACGAGGACCUGGUGCUGAGGCCGGCCGAGCAGCUACGCAGGCUGCUCCGCUUCGCUGACCUGCCCGCGUCUGCCGCGCUCGAGAGCUUUGCGCUCAAUAUGACACGCGGGCACGGCUACUCUUCCGACAGACCAUUCCUCAUCUCCUCCCGCGACGCCAAGGAGGCUGUCCACGCCUGGAGGGAGCGGCUGAGCGUGGAGCAGAUCAGUCAGGUGGAGGCGUCCUGUGGCGAGGUCAUGAGGCAGCUGGGCUACCAGAAGACGCAUGAGGAGGACACAGCGUCCUGACAGAGCUGUGGGCCUAGGGUCGUGGUGUUCAGUCUGAGGUCAGAAGGUGGUCUAACUAAACAAGCAACUGGAAUGUGUUCCUUGAGGAGUUCUCAGGCGUGACUCGAGGACGGUUUUCCUUCGGCCGAGCCGGGCUGAUGAACUGGAGAAAAUCUGAGCAAAAGAGCAGCCAAUCACAGGCGGACAAUUUGGAACAAGGAGGCGGCGGCUCAUUUUUCCUGGUUUCUGUUGGACACCAGCCCUGCACGCCCCGGAUGUUCCUCCUCAGGAGGUGACUGCCAAGAUCAGAGCGCCGGCUUCGCUGUCACCUGUGUGACUCAUCUGUCUGGCUUGCGACUCAGCGUGGCAGAGAUCGCCAGUGUUUGUGGUACUCACUAAUAGCACUAAUGUAGAGCAGUGAAGAAGAACUGCAGUAUUUUGGAGAGGCUACUCUCCUCUCUAACCCUCCCCCCGGCCUCUCAGGAAUGUGCACUUCUCUGACAAAACACUCACAUGGGUGUAAGAUUCCUCCGUCCUCACACAGUGUAGGGUGCAGGGCCCUGUUGUUUUCUUCGAAAAUGCUGUAAAUGUUGUAACCCAAGCCUCCAGAAGGGCUUUAGUGUUUGAGAUACCCCUCUCACCUCCAAACCUCCAGCAGCUUCUGUGCACAGACAGAGGUGGAUCCAGGUCUGCAGCCCUGCAGCCAGCUCACGGAGCCAGACAGACAGAAAGCUGAAUUUUUUUUUGUGUAUUUAAAAAGUGGAUUCACUGUUACAGGAUUCGUACAAACAGUUUGUUACGUGUGUACACUUGGAUUUGGCCGUGGUUGGUUCAGCGACCAAUGAGCUGUUGUAGCUCACAAGGUUAAAUACUGUGGAGCAGAAGGGCAGGUGGGAGGUGGAGCACCUAAAGAUUUGAUAAUGGAAGCUCACACAGCAGCACAGUCUGUGAGCAAAGUCCGCUUUACUUUCCUCAGCUAAUGUCCUGCGUAUGUCUUUGAAGACAUGACUCGGUGGUAGGGGUAUCUCAAAGUCUUGGGAGGUUGCCCCCACCUCCCAUAUGUGAGGCUCAGAGGUUGUUUCUGUACUUUUUGUUGGCACUGAAAGAAAAAUAACUUCAAAGCGACUCAAAGAAUAAAAAGCUGACACACUCCAUAAAGAGUUUGUGUAUGAUUGUUAAUGCUAAGCCACAUUAUCUGUAGGUUCAUUUAUCAGCACGUCAAAGUUCAUUCAUAUUCAUUUGUUUGGCUGUUCUGGUUGAACUGAAUGGACACAAACUCAUCUCCAGCUCCAAGUUUCUGUUCUCGGACUCUUACAGAGCAGCUUAGCAUAACUCACAAAAUAAUCCUUCUUUAUCUGAUACCAGGCCUCAGGUCACUCUCUGAAGCAAGCUCAUUUAGCUCCUCCCAGUUUGAGGGCUUCCUGAUUGAAUGCCCAUCAAAAACAGAAGCAUGAAAUGAGCAUAUAAGGACGGGAAUAUUCGGUGUAUCACAGUAGCACAAGGUACUGAAGCCGGAGAGAAGGGAUUAGCUCUGUUAGCACGUGAGCUUCACAUUACUGAGAAGAUCCAAAUCAAUCCUGAAAGAUGCAAAUGAUUUUGUUAUUUUACUGCCACGAUUACAACAUAAGUGCAGGCGGCCUGUGUGAUAUGUGGGUGUUCCAACAUGAACGUCCUGCUUGAUUACCGCAACUCAGAAUAAGCUGCAUCACUCUGAUGCACUCGGGUUAAUAAUACAACAGGACUCAAUAUGAUCUCGUGAAAUAUUCAACUCAUAAACUGGAUAGGUCAUCAGACUUUACACUUUGAUCUCAAAGGAAGUGAAUCUUUUUCUUUUUUUUUUUUUGAGAGCAUCGUGAAAACAGGUCAGCUGUGUUUUAAUAACAUCACAUAUCAGACAGUGUUUACACCUUUUUCAUUUCCCUGACUGAAUUUUUAUUUUGAAUGCCCGAAAAUAUCUGCGUGUUCAAAAAUACACCAAUCUCCUGCCUCCCAAUCUUCUGACACACACACACAGCCACAAACACGGAGUGCGAGUGGAUUUGUAAACACCACAAAAUGCGGCAGCACUGGGUAAGAACUUAAGAUUUUAUUGACAUGCUGACAUGCAGACCACAGUGGAUGCAGACGGGCUGCAGAGCUGCUACUAAACACAACAGUUGCAUACAUUGACAGUUAGGCUACGCAUCACAUUUCUCACGUACUCCUGCCGACACGGGAAGGUCAGAGACGGUCUUGCUUGCUUCCCACGUCCUCGCAGAGAGUGCGCCGAACAUGCCAACUGCCUUUAGGACUCGUGCAGAGCAGCACGCUCACAGUUUAGUGCGCUACCUUUCACAUGACAGAGGGAACAUGGCUCCCCCAUGAGCUCACCUACACAGUCUCACACCAGCGUCAGUGAACCCUCCCUGCAGAGCUCGGCUUACAGAAGCACACUCGUUUCCUGCUGUGCAUCUGAAAGCCUCAUGCUAAGCUGGGAGCCGUGCUUUUCACACCUGCUCCUGCGCAUGCACACACCAGCGCAGCAACCACAGCGGGGCCAUGAGCGCAGUGAAUUCUAAACAGCUGUGGUUCAGC